AUUACUGUUGGGUAGCACCAGCAAUGUCAAAGCUGCUUCUUCCAAUGCAGUACAUGACUGGCUGUAAGGUUUAAUAAUAUCUCUGCUGAAGAUGCAGCCAAUAAGGCAAUGACAUAAAAUAAUAUGAUGUGCUCCCCCAUUUGUCAAAUGGAUUUAGUUUAGUGUUAUCUUUCUCCUUGUGUCCACUGGAUUCUGUAUAAAAUGGAAAGCUGAAGACAAUUGACUUCCUUGUCCAAUAAAACACAGCACUUUGAACAAAACCAGAAAAAGAAGAAGAUAUACUUGUAUUGUAUACUACUAAUUCAAAGCCGACAAACCACCACCACCACCAGCAGCAGCUCACAUAUCAGGAUUUGAUUGCUUCGGAUAAGAAAUUGAAACUAAAUGGAUUUUGAAGAUACACCACUAGGGCAUCAGAAGUGUGAUAAAGAGAUGGAUGAAGAUGCUGCUGCUAGAAAGCUCCCAGAUUGGGAUCCGCAAGCGAUGUUAUGGAACUUAUCGUUCCUUGAGCACAAGAUCCAUCAACUCCGAAGCAUGGUGCAUUUGAUUGUUCAGCAACAAGAUUGUGUUUCGCAUCGAUCAAAUGGACUCUUAGCUCAACAGCAGCAACUUGUUUCGGCUGACUUAACGUCUAUCAUUGUUCAAUUGAUAUCAACAGCUGGAAGUCUUCUGCCAUCAUCAAAAACUAGCCCCUCCACGGCAAAUGUUCCCAGAAGCGUACAUGUAAGCGAGGCAGUGGAACAAAAUAAUGUUAUUGAACAUUUGGAGAUUGGACAGGCGGUUAAUUACGUGCUUGAGCAAAAUGAUAUAGGUAAGUCUAAUCUGACCGCUGCGGCAGUUGAAGAACAUGAGUUCAAGGAGGAAGAAGAUGUUGAAGAGGGACAUGAUCUUCAUCCUGGUUCUUAUGAAGUCUUGCAGCUAGAAAAAGAAGAAAUACUAGCACAGCAUACACACUUCUGUUUGAUAUGUGCCAAAGGAUUUAAGAGAGACGCCAAUCUAAGGAUGCAUAUGCGAGGUCACGGGAAUCAGUACAAGACUCCAGCUGCACUUGCAAAACCAGCCAAGGAUUUGAGUACGGAGCCAGUUGUUUUAAGAAGGUACUCGUGUCCCUUUGUGGGUUGCAAAAGGAACAAGGAACACAAAAAAUUCCUGCCCUUGAAGACCAUUUUGUGUGUGAAGAAUCACUACAAACGGACCCAUUGUGAAAAAAGCUACAUCUGCAGCAGAUGCAACAACAAGAGGUUUUCUGUUAGUGCUGAUCUCAAAACCCAUGAGAAACAUUGUGGCCGUGAUAAUUGGCUUUGUUCAUGUGGUUCAACUUUCUCGAGAAAAGACAAGCUUUUUGGGCAUGUUGCUCUCUUUCAAGGACAUACUCCUGUCCUUCCUUCUGAUGAAACUAAAGGAUCAGUAUCAGAUGGAGGUGAAAGCCAUGAACUCACAACAAGGGCUGGAAGUACUAGAUUCAACUUUAGCUCAGGUGCUUCUAGUGGAAUUGAUAUUCAGAAUGUUCUGGGUUCAAGAAACGGUGAGGAUGAUCCGUCAAGUUCCUACUCUCAAAUGGAUUUCGAAGCGUGCAAUUUUUAUGGGUUUCCUGAGUUGCCUCGAAUACCAUCAGAAGUUUCAGAAGGUUCGCUUUCCUUUCUUCUUUCUGAAUCCUCUAGCGUCAGAAAUGGAGGGUCACUAGAUGAUGCUUUAUAGUACCUGUUUCCAUUUUCAUUUUCAGUUGUUCUUCCAAAACUCUACUGUAGAUGUAUUUGUACAACAAUACCAUCACCAUGUACCUUUCAUAUUUGGAAUCCGAAUCCAUGUGUUACAUUCAUCACCUCUUGCCUUGUACGUUGUAUCCAACGCCACAUUCUUCAGUAAAAAUUGUUUCCAUUGAAUAAAACGAUAUCUUUUCGACCUCU
Messenger RNA from Papaver somniferum (opium poppy), 1907 nucleotides. Its product is annotated as protein SENSITIVE TO PROTON RHIZOTOXICITY 1-like. The coding region runs from base 385 to 1698 and encodes 437 amino acids. The transcript has 2 exons. Gene Ontology annotation, biological process: response to aluminum ion; response to acidic pH. NCBI's taxonomy places the organism in Eukaryota, Viridiplantae, Streptophyta, Magnoliopsida, Ranunculales, Papaveraceae. The record is from RefSeq and is a predicted model, not a curated record.